CACCCGCGCAAACCCCAACGCGCGGAUCCGGGCUGCGAGGAGAAUCCGUAACUGGAGGAGAUCCGUGCGCAACAGCGCUGCUCCCUGCUGCUGUGCCACGCCCUGCCCCGCAGAGGGUGAGGGCUGCCCUGCAGAAUGGGUGUGCAACGGAGAGGGGGAGGGAGGACGGCGCCGCCAGACUCUCCAGCCCCAAGUCCCUGAGGGCAGGAAUGGAGGCAAGAGCUCUUGGGCACUAGGCUUUUCCACGCUGGCUCCGUUCCCUGCAGCUGGAGCACUAGCAGUGGGAAAAGAUAGGGAAGACUGUGCCACAUCCAUCGACAGAUAAUGGUGUUUGUUCCAGAGAGAUAUUUCUACCCCCAGUGAUCUGCAGGACGUGAAGUGCCUCCCCCCUGCCCACCAGGACCAGAAUGAAGGGGCUACUUCUAGCAGUUUGGUUCUUCAUUGUGCCAGCCAGCUGGGCAGCACCAAAGAACAGCAGUGGCAGGCCUGAGAUCCCCCCCAAUUCCAUGGAUCAACCCAUCCUGAAUCCUCUGCACCCAGGCCAAGAUUCUCUAAAGGUGCUCCAAGACUACCUGGAGAACAUCGGGCAUGUGGACAGGGAUGCUGCUGCCAUGACAAGGGAACAGGCACUCUUGCUUCUCUUUGCUCUUCAUGACUACGACAAAAGCGGGCGCUUGGAUGGUCUGGAAUUCAUGAGGCUGCUGAGUGAGCUGGUGUCCCAACAGGCGAAAGGGCAGCCUGCACCAGACUUGGUAGUGCCAAUGGUGGACAGUAUCUUGGAGACUCAGGACUUCAACUGGGAUGGACUAUUGGAGCCCUCAGAGUUAUUUCUUCCUCCCCGGCAGGGAGAGAACCCAGGCUUCCUUAUUGCCCCCAGUGAAGAAGAUGGCACAGUCCUGUGGGCACUUCCUAAGCCAAAUGAACAAGCCAUUGGCUUCCCAGGUCCUUCUGACCAACAAAACACUGGAGGCUCCCUAGCUGCAGCAGUUCAGGAGCAAGAAGUGAUGGAGGACUUCUUGUUGAGCCCGCAAAAGCACAGGGGAGGGCUUGACCAGGAAACAGCAGGAGACCCAGAUCAACAAGGGGAAGAGAUUCCUUCUGCUCCAGGAGACUGAAAUACACCCUGUACAUACCCUAGGUGAUUGGCCAAGAAAUGAGAACUGGAGGCCUCCAGGUCAAUUUCAGAAAUGGAAUGCAGAUAAUCACCCCUUUCCCAGCAUUUUCCUUCUGUGCAAUCUAUUCUGGCUUUCCAAGUCUUCUCUUUAUCAAAGCAACACAGAAUAGGACUCCUGUUCAGUCAGCUCUGCACCCUGUUGUCGAUAGAGAUCCCUUUUCCAGCCUUCAAGGGAUACAUUCCCCAAGUCUAUCCCAUUCAAAACUUGAGAAACAAAAGCCACUAAAAAGAUCUCAUACCACAAGGGCUCCACUUUUCCUCAGUGCACCAUCUAAACAUGGAAAUCUCUUCCCACCAUCCCCAGCACAGAGGACCACUGCCUUUCCAGGAGGUGAUGCUACCUGGGUAGAAAUCUCUCCCUAAGCUGGAAGACCUGUCCCAAGAGGUUGUCCUCCUGAAUAAUCUCUCUCUUUACAGAGCAGGCUCCAGCCACCUUGAGGUAAUAGAGAGCAGAGAGACAA
Python bivittatus (Burmese python) is the source of this 1635-nucleotide messenger RNA. It is a transcript of the gene CGREF1, whose product is annotated as cell growth regulator with EF-hand domain 1. The record is from RefSeq and is a predicted model, not a curated record. Gene Ontology annotation, molecular function: calcium ion binding. NCBI's taxonomy places the organism in Eukaryota, Metazoa, Chordata, Lepidosauria, Squamata, Pythonidae.